ACCGGGCCCGUCGUUUCGACACCCCGAGACGUGUGAAAUAUCCAAAUGCUGACGAGGUGGAAUCGACCACGAGACGAUCGGCCUCGAGCUUCGAGGAGCGCAGUCCUCGAAAGCACCUGCGCGCGAAAUGGAACCAGGAACGGGAAGGGGAUCCCCCAGGAGCGUUGGCCGACCCCGGCACGGAAGAGUUCCUUGUCUGAUAGUGAUCGCCGUCGCUUUCGCGGUCACCCUAGUGGUCGGGGUGCAGGGGAGCCUUCGUUUGCCCUCUAACCUCUCGGAGCGACUCGACGAGUACUGGCACCUGUACAAGAUGGCCUACAACAAAAGCUACACUGGCUCCAAGGAGAAGGCGAGGAGGCUCGCCUGGGAGGAGAACCUUCUCAGGAUCUACGAGCACAACGUGAUGGCAGCCGCGGGUCACCAUGGCUAUACCUUGCGCGACAACCACAUCGCCGACCUCAGCGUCACCCAAUAUAUUCGAGAAAUGGUCAAGCUGAUUCCGAGUCGGAGAAGGCGCCUUGCGGACGACCCGAUGGUCUCAGCGGUGCUGCACGACCCCAGGAAGAUCCCGACUCACCUAGACUGGCGGGAGUUGGGCUUCAGGACGAGGCCAGAGAACCAGAGGGACUGCGGUAGCUGCUACGCCUAUUCCGUCGUGGGCAGCAUCGAAGGCCAAAUCUUCAAGAAAACGGGCCAGGUGAUUCCCUUGAGUGAGCAACAGCUCAUCGACUGCAGCACCGCCACGGGGAACCUCGGCUGCUCGGGAGGCUCCCUCAGGAACACCAUGAGGUACCUGGAGAAGUCAGGAGGACUCAUGGCUUCUGCGACCUACCCCUACAGGGCCGAGCAAGGACGAUGCAAGUCCCAGGAGGAUCUGAUGAUCGUCAACAUCACCUCGUGGGCCAUUUUGCCGGCUCGGAACGAGCGAGCUCUCGAGGCGGCUGUAGCGACGAUCGGCCCCAUCGCAGCCUCCAUCAACGCCAGUCCUCGCACUUUCCAGCUGUACCACAGAGGCAUCUACGACGACCCCCGGUGCAGCCCCAGCACGGUGAACCAUGCCAUGCUGAUAGUGGGGUACACCCCGACGGAAUGGAUCCUGAAGAACUGGUGGGGUGACUCCUGGGGAGAGAACGGUUACAUGAGAUUAGCCAAGAACAAGAACAGGUGCGGCAUAGCCAAUUACGCCGCCUACGCCCGAGUUUAAAAUUCACCCUCGGUACCGCUACGAGAU
This is a messenger RNA of Orussus abietinus, 1231 nucleotides long. It is a transcript of the gene CtsL4, whose product is annotated as cathepsin L1. NCBI's taxonomy places the organism in Eukaryota, Metazoa, Arthropoda, Insecta, Hymenoptera, Orussidae. Gene Ontology annotation, cellular component: lysosome. The transcript has 5 exons. The record is from RefSeq and is a predicted model, not a curated record. Gene Ontology annotation, molecular function: cysteine-type endopeptidase activity. The coding region runs from base 128 to 1204 and encodes 358 amino acids.